Messenger RNA from Leptopilina heterotoma, 1654 nucleotides. It is a transcript of the gene Gsc, whose product is annotated as homeobox protein goosecoid-like. NCBI's taxonomy places the organism in Eukaryota, Metazoa, Arthropoda, Insecta, Hymenoptera, Figitidae. The coding region runs from base 411 to 1370 and encodes 319 amino acids. The transcript is spliced from 3 exons. Gene Ontology annotation, cellular component: nucleus. The record is from RefSeq and is a predicted model, not a curated record. Gene Ontology annotation, biological process: regulation of transcription by RNA polymerase II. Gene Ontology annotation, molecular function: DNA-binding transcription factor activity, RNA polymerase II-specific; RNA polymerase II cis-regulatory region sequence-specific DNA binding.
CAGGCACCUUUCCACUGUACAGUUCUUCUUGCUCAGAGCAGCUCAAUUCUCUCUACAUUUUGCCAAGCCAGAAUCGCACCCCUCAUAUAGUCAUUCAGUCAAGUAUACCGGACUACAAUUUUUCAUGCUUAAGGAAUCCUUUUUUUUUUCUUUAAUUUUCUAUCAAAAUUAUAAUUAUAAUCGAUCGGCAUCAUUCAGAAACAUUGUGCUCCCAAAGUGCUUCAAAAAUGAGGAUUUUAUUUUUAUUUUUCUUAGUAGAUAAGUUGAUACCUAUCUAAAGAAUGAAUAAGCAUUUCCAAUUCUAUAACUUAUUGCUGUCUUCGAUGCAAUGAAUCUGCCCAAUCAGAAGCAAACAUUCCUUUGAGUGUAAAAACAAUCAAGAAAUAUCUCAGGUGAUAAUACUGCGUAACAUGGUGGAAAGUGCUUAUGUGAGUGAUUCCCCGAGGUCACGUUCACCAAUGACCGAACCCUCAAGUCCCUUAAUGCAGGAUGCUCCCGGUAUUUCUGGCUAUAAUCAUCGUUAUUUGUACAACUAUUCACCAGAGUCAUUUGAGCACAAGCUAAAAAUUGCCAUGGAUUCAAAUUCUCAUCGUUCGUCUAGAAAUCAUCAUCAUGAAUUUCAAAAUCACGAAAGAAAUUUCUCAGGUGGUAGAGAAAGUCCCGAACAGGGGAAAUUCAUGCCUAGAGAAUCAUCGAGACCUAGUUCGUCGGCAAAUUUAAAUACACCUGCAUCAUUGUUUACUAUUGACAGUAUUUUAGCGCCGAGACCAAUGGUAACGUCCAGUAAUCAAGCAAAUUUGUCCAUUAUGCAAAGUACAGACGUUAUUGGUUCGACAAAUAAUAGAACACCGACAAUACAUCCUCUCCAACAGCAGCUUCAUCAUUUGGCUUUUAUGCCCGCUGAUUUUCUCGCUGCAGCAUAUCCUGGUUUGUAUCCAGGAGGAUAUGUGGCUGCAAUGGCAGCUGCGGGAGUUUCUCUCCAUGGACAACCAGCUUUCUACCAUUCAGGACAUCCUUACCAAAUUAAUUCCAAUACACCAGGAGUUGGGCCAAUGGCGAAGAGAAAACGACGCCAUCGAACAAUUUUCACCGAAGAGCAACUUGAACAGCUAGAAGCAACUUUUGACAAAACUCACUAUCCCGAUGUUCUUCUCAGAGAACAACUUGCUCUACAGGUCGAUCUCAAGGAGGAACGAAUCGAGGUAUGGUUUAAAAAUCGACGAGCAAAGUGGCGGAAGCAAAAACGAGAAGAACAAGAAAGACUAAGGAAAUUACAGCUCGAUCAGAGGCCAUCAGAAAGUAUUACAAACCCCAAUUUAAAUAGAACACACGAUCACGAUACCGACAGUUCAGAUUUAGAAGUCGCGUAGUUUUUUUUUAUUUAAAUUUCAAGUAUAAAUAAAAAAAAAUACUAAUUUCAUUGAAAAAUAUAUGUCGCUAUUAUAGAAAUCGUUCUCUGAAAGUUUUUUGUGAAUUUUUUCGAAUACUUCUAACUUCUCGUGUAGAAUGUUAUAUAUAUAAUAAACCAUAUCGCGAUGACUAAGUUUUAGGGCUUUGUAGUAUAUAUACACACAAUAUAUCGAGAUAAAAAACAAAAAUUUGUUAAUAUUUCUACAUAAUGAAAUUAUUGUAAAUAAAUGACACAUAUAAUGUU